UUAGCUGAAGAGUCCCCCUCCAGAAAAUACACGACAAUACCCUCCUCCCCCCCCUCGCGACCCUUCACCGACAGCAGCGGAAGGGCCACCUCCGUACAACACGCCGACCGUCGUCUUUGUCCUCCUCCUCUUCAUCCUCCUCCACCACCCUGGCCGCUGGCGCCUUCGGAGAGCAUCUGGCAUCCUAAUGUAGGGGUGGGGCGGCGGUGGCGGUGGGCGCCACUGGUAGAAGGGCGGUGGUGCGGCAGCUGCAGCCCACAGGCGUCCUGUAGCCGGGCCAACAGGGGGUGCUUUGAAGCCCUCGGGCCUCGUCACACGAGACCUGUCGGCAGCUCCCCGACGGAGGCUGUUAGUGGGCAGUUCAGGCGACUCGCCGUCGUCCUCGGCGGAUGCGCCGUUGCGCUGGCUUGCGCGGUGGGGGGCGGCAUGGCCGGGCUCGACGCUGCCGCGGCAGCGGCUUUCUUGGCCUCCUCCUUCCUUUUCCUCUCUCUCUGCAUUAUCCAAAACGCACACAGAUAUCAAAAGUGAGAAAAUCUUCGGGUGGGGCGCUUCAGUGUCUCAUUGGUCUCAGUCAUACGUACCUCUGCCAACAUAGCCCGCAGCUUCGGAAGCUCGGCCUCCUUCUCUUCCCGACACUUCUGCGCAGUGGCCGCCUGAACAACAGACGAUAACCGAAAACAAAGACAGAGACACCAAGUGAUAUGCCUGGUGGUGAGGAGAAGCUUUGCCAGACUCACCGCCUCCGGAGGCUCGUACCACUCACGGAAGGUCCUGCACCCAUAUGGGUACGGGCCAUCCCGCUGCUGAAGACAGCAAGGAAGACGUACAUCCGUUGGCUCAUUCCCCAGGAGCACAACACUCGUCUGUCUCUCUCUCUUACCCUGCCGUCGCUUGCAGCCCCCCCACCAGAGAGACCCGUAAGGGCCUCGUGGGCCUCGGAGAUGGCCUGAAAGGCCGCCUCGUCUCCACCCUUGUCCGGGUGGUUGGCCUGCACAGACAUCCACACAAAGACAAAGAGAGAGAGAGAGAGAAGCAUGCUGUUUCUGCGGUGCUGGUGGGCCCUUCUGGAUGUGUCAGUGCAAAAGGCUUCUGCACUCUGCUGACUGGCGCUCCUGCACCGGGUCCCAUGCUGCCUUGCUGGUGCCUCCCUGGUGCCUCCCUGCUUUCCUCUCCUCCUCCAGAGUGACCAUUCGCUUACCAGCGCAAGUCGGCGGUACGCGGCCUUGAUCUGCCCCUAGGUGGCACUCGGCGGCACACCCAGCCUCGCAUAAUGACCUCGACGGUCUCGCUGAGCCAUCUUUCACACGAACUUGAAGACGCCUGCAAGCCGGUGUCGCACAAGAUCUGCAUAGGACACGCACAUCAUGUACUGAUGCAUUCACGUACGCAGCCAUGGUACCUUGACGCGGUGGGGGCCUGAAGUGACUCGGUACACCUUCAU
This is a messenger RNA of Vitrella brassicaformis, 1441 nucleotides long. The record is from the annotation of a GenBank genome assembly. NCBI's taxonomy places the organism in Eukaryota, Vitrellaceae.